AUGCUGGCCGAGUAUCCGCAUCGGAGACAAGAAAUGGCGAGACCUUUAGCGUUAACCGUUUGUGCGACAGACGGUGAAGUGGGCAAGGAGAAAAUCGGGCAAAUCAUUCGAAGAGAUCAGACUUUCGAUCUGACACCCACUUUCUAUGAGCUCAUCUCGCAGCGACAGUUCCAGAAAAGGAAAUGCUUUGCGGAGAAGCGUUCUUUCUCUUGUACAACUGAUGUAUCCGUGGAAACAAUGGCAAUCACAGCCCUUCCCCGCGAAUCGAUUGACAAUUGGUUGAAGGAAAGACUGAAGAAAUGGGUGCAGCUGAGUGGCCAUGAAGGUAGCAUCGUUCCCGCUUCCAGUCACACUCUCUACAAGAAACAGUGCUCGAAUCGGGCUGAGGGAACGGCCUAUGAGGCAAUCUCGAAAGAUCCAAAACUCGUCUGUAUCGGCUUCACCCCACGUUUCUACAAGCAAAUUGAGAAAAAUGAAGAGAGUUUCAUCGAAAUCGAAGACUUACUCGCUCAAUUUGCCGACCCCUCGCACACUGGAAUCAUGGAUAUAAAAGUGGGCACAAGAACCUUUCUUGAGUCGGAAGUGUCAAAUGCGAAGCUCCGCGCUGAUUUGUAUGAUAAAAUGAUCAGCAUCGAUCCCGAUGAGCCAACCGAAGAGGAACACAAAAGGAAAAGUAUCACAAAACUCCGGUACAUGCAAUUCCGCGAGCGUGAGAGCAGCUCGGCCGAGCUCGGCUUUCGGAUUGAAGCGGCAAAGAUGCCGGGUGGCUGUUUGCAGAAGAAUUUCCAAAAAGUUCGCUCUUUCGACGAUAUCGAGGCAACGUUGCGAGCUUUUUUCGGGCCCGAUCUGCGACGAGUGAGAAACGCGAUAUUGGGCAGAUUGAUCAAAAUGAGAGACGCCGUGGAGAACAGCGAUUUCUUUGCUACACAUGAGGUUGUCGGCAGUUCUCUCCUUUUGAUGUAUGAUCAAGAUAAAGUCGGCGUUUGGGCGAUUGAUUUCGCGAAAUCGACAAAAAUCGAGCCGGGUCGUGUGCUGACGCAUCGAAAAACGUGGACUCCCGGGAAUAACGAGGAUGGUUAUUUGAUGGGGCUUGACAAUCUUAUACAGAUCGUGGAGGAUAUACACGUCGAGAAUGGGCAGAAACGA
Messenger RNA from Mesorhabditis belari, 1146 nucleotides. NCBI's taxonomy places the organism in Eukaryota, Metazoa, Nematoda, Chromadorea, Rhabditida, Rhabditidae. The record is from the annotation of a GenBank genome assembly.